Dimorphilus gyrociliatus is the source of this 1358-nucleotide messenger RNA. The record is from the annotation of a GenBank genome assembly. NCBI's taxonomy places the organism in Eukaryota, Metazoa, Annelida, Polychaeta, Dinophilidae.
GUUUUAUUUGAGUAUUUUUUAUUCACCAAUUAUCGUUUGUUUACUCACUGAUCAACUAGUUUUACCAAAUAUUUAUCAGUACAUCAUGGCUUCCAAAGUGAGUUUAGCAGAUUUAAUAAUUUUGUACUUAGUUUGAAUUUAUUUCUCGGGUGCUUGAAACGCUUUUCCAUCAUUUAAACUUGGCUAUUUUUAACGCGUAUUACUUUGAAUGAUACUGCAAGAAUUUUUAAAUGAAGUUUGGAAAGCUAAAACAAAUUUCAUCAAAAAAGAAAGUCUUUGUAUUGUCUUUAAUACUUCUGUUUGUAUACGUGUGCAAAGAAAUUCCCAAUUCACCUUUGACAAGUCUUUUUUGGGAUCGACGUUCUUUAAUCACGUUGGCUGAAGGACGGAACGAUCUACGCCUCAAUCAAGCCUUAAACUAUUGGAAAAAUGUAGAUAGGAACAUCAGUAUUAAUUAUUAUAAAAAGAUAACAGAUGCAAGUGAGAUCACCCUUGUUAUAAAUAUAAUAACGACAAAAAGAAUGGUUGGAUCGAGGAAGGCCGGAUACUUAACCCAAGUUGCUGCUAAGGCGGACAAGCUUGCCAAAAAAAUAAAAGGAGUCUACUUAAAUGUUUGUAACGUUCACCCAGGUCCGGGAGAUCAUACAGAAGCAACGUAUUUGCAAGAAUAUCUACCCUUUAUUAAACGCUUUCAUUUGAACAACGCUCAUCAUAGCAUUCUGGAAAAUUUUGAGCGAGAAAAGGACGACUAUGUCUAUUGUAUGAAAGAAAUAUCGAAAAAGUUGCAAACUGAUUCUCCUAUUCUAAUGCUGGAAGACGACGGUUUACCGCACGAUCAGUUAAUUGAAGUUAGUCAAAGAAUACUUGAAUCGAAUUGGCAAUUCGAUUAUGCAAAGUUGUUUGCGAAGAGUGAGUGGAAUGGAUUCGGAAUGAAUAUUAAAUCGUUAGUUGAGCUAUUAGCAAUGUGUUCAAUUUCGAUCUAUUUGAUAGGAAGACGUCGUAUUCUAUUAACGUCUAUUAUAACGAUUAUUAUGGCAUUGGUUCUAUCUCGUCAAUUCCUUAGUCAAUGGCGACGUAUUUCAAUAUCGCUUUAUACCCGUGUUCCAGCUCCCGACUACGGAACUGUAGCUGUACUUUACCGAAAGCCAGUCGUUGAUUUAAUUGGCAAACAAUUCAGCAACGUCAAAUGCUCCAUUCAUUUCCCUCUAGAUGUUGCUCUUGCAAAUUUCCUAAAUUCCUUUAACUUACUUGGCCUACUCGUCCAACCAAAUCUUGCUUAUCAUAUCGGCCUUUAUUCCAGUAUAAAAGCUGUUGGAUCAUGGCCAGUUGACAUUGCUUUUGCACCAUCGUAUAUUUAA